Messenger RNA from Dufourea novaeangliae, 2818 nucleotides. Its product is annotated as pancreatic triacylglycerol lipase-like. Gene Ontology annotation, biological process: lipid metabolic process. The transcript is spliced from 4 exons. NCBI's taxonomy places the organism in Eukaryota, Metazoa, Arthropoda, Insecta, Hymenoptera, Halictidae. Gene Ontology annotation, molecular function: lipase activity. The record is from RefSeq and is a predicted model, not a curated record. Bases 68 to 1123 code for a protein of 351 amino acids.
CUUCGGCGAUUGCCAUGCCUUUAUAAGUGGAUCGCUAAUCGGUACCGCCAACAAAUUAGGCUGAAGCAUGAAGAUAUACAUUUUGAUUAGCUGCCUACUCGCAUGUAGUGCAAACGGUUACGUGGAGCUCGAUUUGAUCCGUGACGGUGUAUUGGAUAUCACAAGCGGAAUAAUUAACGUCGCUGACGUAUUGGAAGAUGUAAUAUUUGACGAUACUCGUAUUUCGAUUAGACGAGAUAGUCUUUUAAAUACGAAUGAAACUUUGGAAGAAGCAGCAAAAAAGUUGCCUCACCGCGUUGCCUUCAGUCUGUACACCAGACGCACAGUACACAGACCGGAACGAUUGUUCCCGAAUGACGUUAGAAGAUUAAGGAACAGUCAUUUUGAUCCAAAGAGACCAACGAAAAUCAUUGCACACGGAUGGAAAAACUCCAAAGUCGGCGGUUCGAUCAGCUUGGUCCGAGAUGCUUUCCUUCAACAUGGCGACUAUAAUAUCAUUGGCGUCGACUGGAGCGACAUAACAAAGGAAGAAUAUCGUUGGGCGCAACAGCGCGUUUUGAUGGUCGGCCAGUAUACCGCCAAACUGAUCAAUUUUCUUCAGACGCAUGGAUUGAAGUUAUCACAACUAACCGUUAUUGGUCACUCUCUUGGAGGUCAUGUUGCCGGAUUGGCGGCUCGUUACACGAACGGCACAGUGGACUCCGUUGUCGCUUUGGAUCCGGCUCUUCCAAAAUUCGGUAACCAUGGCCCUGGACAGACAGUCUCCAGAGGAGACGCAGCAUGCGUGGAAGUGAUUCACACGAAUUCGGGUCUUCUUGGCCACAACAUCUCGCUUGGCGACAUCGACUUCCAUCCGAAUGGCGGUUCCUUGCAGGCUGGUUGCCCAACGAUAAUCGGUGGCCUCUGUUCACACUUAAAGGCGUACAAGUUCUACGCGGAAUCUAUCAACAGCAGGUUGGGUUUUUGGGCGGUGAAGUGCAACAGCUACGAGGAUUUCAAGAGUGGCAGGUGCGACUCGAGUUCCAAGGUUCUUAUGGGAGGCGUCAGGCCAGACUGCAAAGCUAAGGGUGACUACUACUUAAACACGAAUCUAUGGGCGCCGUAUGCACAAGGAGUACUUUAAGCCAAUACGCCAUCGAAAAUCAUUUAUGACGUUGUAAGUGGAAUAUGUAUUGUGUUUUUUUAAAAUGUUGUGGAGUAAAGAUUGAUAGAGUAUUCAUAUGCCCGACAUUUGUACCUACUCAAAGCAAUACACUGGAAAUGAGUGAAUUUUGACGCAAAAUCUUUGAUGGGUAAUACAUAUAAAAGGUGAUUGGGAAAUAAACAUAUGUAGAACUUAAAUGGUCAUGUUUCGCUAGAAUAAAAGGAUGGGUAGGAACACGUGGUCUGAAAGGUCUUGGAUCUCAUUUUGAACGCAUAAACUGUUCUGACACCAUUCCAGUAGCUUUCUCAAAUCGGUAUGUAUCAUAGCGAUUGAAUCUCACCUCAAAUAAAAUUACCGUACGUAAAGUCUUGUAUUAACUUAGUAAGACUUUGUUUAUGAAUAUAACAAUUCUUUGAAAAUGCAAUAUAAGUGUUAAUCCCAGAUAAACUAUUAGGAACUAAUUUAUGAAUUCCGUACAUUUUAUUUGUUUAAUUCUACAAGGCAUGUAAAUAAAACAGGAGAACUUCCAAGAUUGGUCUACCUUAUUCUAUAUUAAGUAACUGUCCAUGUUACAAAUUUUUAUAAACUGAGCUACAAUAUGAUCAAUUAUACAAUCAGAUAAUUCUGUAUUCGUAAACUGAAUUAACCCUCCAAUUCCCAUAGCUUAAAUUAAGAUCCAAUAUGGAUAAAUUUGAUAACUCCUAUUUCUAUCGACAUAAACAAAUUAUUCCAUGAUAUUUUGCGAAAAAUGUUUGUUGCGGGUUUGUCAAGGAUGGAUCAAAUCAAAGCCCCUAUUUGAUGAUUUAUGAAAUAAAAUGUUGGAACAGACACUACAUUUUUCAUUAGAGCUCAUUAAAUCCUCUGAGCUUGCAAUUUUUUAAUGUCUGUUCCGUUCAUACGACGGACUUUCUUUAUUUGUAUUAUGUACUCAUAUUCUCUACGAACUUUGUAAUUAUCCCUUUUGGCGUGCCGAGACAAUAACCUAUCCUACGACAUGGACGAUUGCACUUAAGUAUCACCUUAGCGACCAAUAAACUUUCGUUAAAAUUUGCUGUGUAUAUCUAUUUUCUCAACCCGCAUAGUAUAAAAAUAUACGAUAAAACUUCGAUUAAUCCAGGCUUUCAAAAACAUUUUUCAAUUUUGUGCAUACAAGUUAUUUUCUAAUAGUUUGUACUUUUUAUACUUCUUGCGUUCUUAUAUCACAUACAAUAUGACACACUUACUGUACUACAUACAUGUGUCUCAGUGGUAACGUAAUAUCUACAUCUAUAACAUGCAUGUAACAUAAUGUUCCUUCCAUCGAAUACAUUAAACAUAUACAUAUACUAAGUACUGAAUCACUUUCUGAAAAAGAUAUUAUUAAUUCUACCUCUUAUGUGAGACUGUACUCGAAACCAAAUGUUUAAAGUUGCUCCGGGUAUGUAUUUAUUUGUAAUCACCAAUCUUUGUAAAAUUGUAUGCAUGUAACGUUAUAUAAAAUUAUAUUUUAUAAAAUAACCCUCAGUUCCCCAUAAUUUUUAAGUACGAAACGACACAUCCUGCGAUGGUGGAUAGCGAUGUGAAACAUGUGCUCGAUUUAAUUUCAUAAAUUUAUCUUAUUUGUACAGACUAUAUUGUAGUUUCUAACUUAUAAAUAACGAAAUAUUAUGAAAAUAAAAUUUAAUUUUAAACGUA